This is a messenger RNA of Ylistrum balloti, 5828 nucleotides long. RefSeq names its product DNA topoisomerase I, mitochondrial-like. Gene Ontology annotation, molecular function: DNA binding; DNA topoisomerase type I (single strand cut, ATP-independent) activity. NCBI's taxonomy places the organism in Eukaryota, Metazoa, Mollusca, Bivalvia, Pectinida, Pectinidae. Gene Ontology annotation, biological process: chromosome segregation; DNA replication; DNA topological change. The transcript has 20 exons. The record is from RefSeq and is a predicted model, not a curated record. The coding region runs from base 36 to 2873 and encodes 945 amino acids. Gene Ontology annotation, cellular component: chromosome; nucleolus.
GUGGCCCACUGAAACCCGUACAAAAAUUUGUACAAAUGGAUUCUGCAGGAGAUGAUUUCACUUCUAGCGCCACGGAGAAUCACUUGGAUGGUCCAGACAGCAGCACACAAGUUGCUGACAUAAAAAUGAAAGUGAAUGAGAAUGGUGACAUGAGCAACCACAUUGAACAGAAAAAACAAAACGGUCAUGCUUCACCGAAGGAGAGUUCAUCUAAAGAUUCAAAACAUCACAGUUCCAAACACCACCAUUCCUCGUCCAAACAUAAAGAUGGAAGCUCGUCCAGCUCAAAGCACCACUCCAGCUCCAGCAGCAAACACGGAAGUUCAAGCUCCAGUAAACAUGGCAGUUCUCAUCAUUCCUCAAGUUCAAGCAAGCACAGUUCAAGCUCAUCCAGCAAGCACAAGGAUGGGAGCUCCUCAUCGAGUAAACAUGGGAGCUCAUCAUCUAGCAAGCACAAAGAUGGAAGCUCUUCCAGCAAACACAGAGAUGGGCACCAUUCCAGUUCAUCAAGCAGCAAACAUAGAGAUGGCUCCAGCCACAGUAGUAGCAAGCACAGUAGUAGCAAGCAUAGUUCUAGCCACAGUAGUAGCAAGCAUAGUUCAAGCCACAGUAGCAAACAUAAGGAAGGCUCGAGCAGCGGUAAACACAGCUCCUCAGGUAGUCAUUCCAAAGACAAACAUAGCUCCUCAAGUAAACACAAGGAGCACUCCAGCAGCAAAACUUUGGAGAAGCAGCCAGAGGUUGAGUUGGAAGCCUCACCUCCUAAGCAUGUUAAAAAUGAGCCCCAGUCACCUGUUAAGAAGGAACCAGAAUCCCCAAAGAAAUCUCCAAUUAAGACAUCACCUGACAAAUCUGUUAAAGAUGAGCCUAUGAGUGAUGAUGAUGUCCCUCUGUCUAAAAGAAUGGAGAAAACACCCAAAUCUGCACCAAAGAGGGCGCUAGAAGAAUCGGAUGAUGACGACGAACCUCUGUCUUCUAGGAUGAAGAAGGUUAAAAAAGAGAACAAGCAAGACAAAACGAUAAAAGAGGAAAAGCCUGCGAAAAAGAGAAAAUCAGAACCUGAAGAAUCUGAUGAGGAAAAACCAGUGAAAAAGAAGAAGAAGGAAAAGGUUGUGCCAAAGCAGUCCCCACAGAAGUCGCCACAGAAAGGCAAGAAGAAAGAGGAAGAAACACAAGAAGUUUGGAGAUGGUGGGAAGAGGAGCGACGCGAUGAUGGACAAAAGUGGAAUUUCCUGGAACACAAGGGACCAGUAUUUGCCCCCGACUAUGAGCCUGUGCCAAGUGAUGUCAAAUUUUACUAUGAUGGUAAGGUGAUGAAGCUGAGCCCUGAGGCAGAAGAAGUGGCAACUUUUUAUGCUAGAAUGUUGGACCAUGACUAUACCACGAGAGAAGUCUUCAAUAAAAAUUUCAUGAAAGAUUGGAGAAAGAUGAUGACUUCAGAGGAAAAAGAGAAGAUAAAAGACUUAUCCAAAUGCAAUUUUACUGAGAUGGACAAAUACUUCAAAAUGAAAACAGAGGAACGUAAAGCUAUGACAAAGGAAGAAAAACUGAAAAUCAAAAAUAAGAAUGCAGAAAUUCAAGAGGAGUAUGGGUUUUGUACCAUGGAUGGCCACAAGGAAAAGAUUGGAAACUUCCGUAUUGAGCCUCCGGGACUGUUCCGAGGACGGGGUGAUCAUCCCAAGCAAGGCAUGCUGAAGCGCAGGACAAUGCCUGAAGACGUUAUCAUUAAUUGUUCAAAGAAUUCUGUUGUUCCCGAGCCACCUGAAGGUCACAAAUGGAAAGAAGUGCGUCAUGACAAUAAGGUGUCAUGGCUGGCAUGCUGGAACGAAAAUGUACAAGGCCAGACCAAGUAUGUGAUGUUAAAUGCUGCCUCCAGACUCAAGGGAGAGAAAGAUUGGCAGAAGUAUGAAACUGCAAGGAAGUUACACAAAUGUGUAGACAAGAUUCGCCAUAACUACAUGGAGGACUGGAAGUCAAAAGAAAUGAGGAUUCGACAGAGGGCUGUAGCCAUGUACUUCAUUGACAAACUUGCUUUGAGAGCUGGCAACGAGAAAGAGGAAGGAGAAACUGCGGACACUGUUGGUUGUUGUUCGUUGCGAGUAGAACAUCUCAAGACCCAUGAGAAGUAUGAAGAUCAGGAGAAUGUGGUUGAGUUUGACUUCUUAGGUAAAGAUUCCAUCCGAUAUUAUAACCGUGUACCAGUAGAGAAGAGGGUUUUCAAGAACUUGCAGCUUUUUAUGGACAACAAACAGCCAGGGGAUGACCUUUUUGAUAGACUUAAUACUACCAUCCUGAACAAACAUUUACAUGACCUCAUGGACGGACUGACAGCCAAAGUGUUCCGUACCUUCAACGCCUCUCGAACACUUCAGGAACAACUUCUCCUUUUGACAGAAGAAGAGGACCCAGUACCAGCCAAGUUACUUUCCUACAAUCGAGCUAACAGAGCCGUGGCUGUACUCUGUAACCAUCAACGUGCUGUACCAAAAAAUUUCUCCAAACAGAUGGAAAACCUGCAGAACAAGAUUGAUGCCAAGAAGGACUCUAUACGUGAGGCGAAAAAGCAGCUGAAGAUAGCCAAGACAAACUUCAAGGCUGCCAAAUCAGAAAAGAACAAGAAGGUGAUGGAAUUGAAGAAGAAGGGUGUUGCCAGACUUGAAGAUCAGCUCGUCAAACUGGAGGUGCAAGCAACUGACAAGGAUGAAAAUAAGGAAAUAGCAUUGGGUACCUCCAAGUUGAACUAUUUGGAUCCAAGAAUAUCCAUUGCCUGGUGCAAAAAGUGGGAGGUUCCUAUAGAGAAAAUCUACAACAAAACUCAACGUGAAAAAUUCAGAUGGGCCAUAGACAUGGCUGACGAGGACUUUGUGUUUUAACGUUUCACUUCACCAUAGAAAGCCAUUGUGAACAUGUUAUAUUCUGAUUUCUUGUCUUGAUGUCUUCAGAGAUAUUAUGUCUAUAUGAUAGGGAGAAAGUAAUACUUUAGUGUUCUCUGACCAGUCAUUUUAAUGUACUCAUGUACUUAUGUUUUUCCUAUUUAUUAAAUUGUGAGGAUGUAAAAUACUUAAGGCUUUUUUUAAAAAGUCCAAUGAAAUACAUACAUGUUAUCUUGAUAUUUUGGAAGUAUUGUUGUCAUCUUCAUAUCACUAUGCUAAACCUGAUACAGAAAACAUUUUAUUCUGAAUUUCAAGUAUGCAUUCACAUUUAAUUGCUUUUUUUUUUUAAUUAUUUAAAAUGUUUUAGAUUUGUUUAAUAAUACAAAAUUUGUUUAAUAUCAUUAAAUUCACUGAAUUGAGUUUUGUAUAUAUAUGUACAAUCAGGAUAUAAUUUAUGUAAAAAACACCACCUGCCUUGUAGCAGUAAAAGCAAUUGUAACCUUCAGAAUCUCUAGCCUGUCUCAGAGUGUAAAUCAAACUUUAUAUUCUUAACCUUACCUUUGAAAAGGAAUAAUUUAUAUUUCAUAAUGUGUUUUAUGCCAAGCAUAUUAAUCACUGUAUCAAUGUGAAAGCUGAACUUGUUAAACCACCUUUUAAAGCUUAUUAGUAGUUGUUAAAUAUUGAUUACUGUCAGUAUUGCUUUAAAAAUAGAAGUGAUUGAUAUAAAAUAAUAGGAUUCAGUUGUAUAGAUUUAAAGAUCCCUAAUCAUCCCAGAAUAGUACAUUGAAUGGUACAUUUUAUUGUAAUAUUAAAGUGUUAAAGGAGGGUAAGUCUUAGAUAUGAAAUAUAUGUGUGGUAAAGUUUGGAUUUCAAAUAUCUAAAUUUACCUAUAAUUUGUUUUUUCCAGAAUCAGGUUGCCUCAUUCUUGUUAAAUGUUGGAUGUGGUGUAUACACGGAUGAAAUAUUGAUUCUUUGAUAUUAUAUGGAAACAACAUUCAAAACUGAUGGUUUUCAUUACAUUAGAAACAUGACAUGUAAAGAUAUUAUGUAGUUUGACACAUUGUUAGCAUUUUCUGUUUCAGAAGAGUGUUUGUAGGAAAUUGACAAGUGUGAUGAAAUAUUAUAAACAAAUCAAUAUAGAUGGCAGGCUUGUAUGUUCUGUUGUACAUCUUCUGUUUCUAGCUAAAACACACAGGUGUAUUAAGAAUCCUAACUAUACAAUUAGAUUUCUGUGGAAGGUAAAGGUAUAUGUCAAGAUAUGUGGCUCUCAGGUUUUUCACACUAGUUAUCAUCCAGAACUUAAAACCAAUCGGACCUGCAUGAAUUUUAUGUGAAUUGCUUUAGAGCUAGCAAAUUCACCAGGGUAGGCAGAUUGGGUGGAUUGUGCAGUUUGCUGGAUUUCUUACUAUCCGAGUUGUUUUAAGACUGACAAACUCAUCAGAGUGACAUAUCUCGUAAAGAUUGUAUUGUGAAGUAAAUCAUAUAUAUUUCCAUUGGUAAUGUCCAUGUUUUAAUAGUUUCCACUGAUAAACAUUGAAGUAAAUUUUGGGUGUCUGUGUCAAUAUGUGAAUUGUAAGGUUGUUGUAGUAUAUUAUGGUUAAAAGCUGGAACAUGUCUGAUACUUGUUACCAAUUAGCUGCAUUGUUACACGCCUGAUGCUUCUGUUGCCUAUUACAAUGAUGCACAAAUGUUUUUAUGAUGUUAAACUUUUUGUUAAAAGUAGAUUGUACAAGUUGUUUUGAGUCUUCAAACAAUAGUCAGUGAUGCCUUUUUGUUAGAUGUUUUCUGUACAGCACUACAUGAAUUUUAUGUUUUUAUUUUGAAUGGUCUUCUGUUUUAAAUCAGGACCAUUGGUAACAUGUUUCGAAGAACAAGAACUAUAUCCAUUACUGUCAGGGUUUAAAUAUCACAGAUGUUAAAUUUAGACUACUUGUAUUGAAAUUUUAUUAUAAUGAAAUCAAUUUUUCUUAUUUGAUUAUGAAGAAAAUAGAAAUGCAGUUUUUAUCAAUAACUUUUAUUUAUCAAAUCUUACCUUUAUUACAUGAUUGUCAAGCCCCGCUCAAAAGCUCCUAAGUCCAGGACAUGCAUCCAUUAUUUUUACUGCAGGAAAAUUUAGGUACACUUGUUUUCUGUCACAAUGUUUUACCCCUCUGUGGAGGUUUUUAAUGUGAUACAUAACUAUUAUGUGAUGUCAGCUGUUGUUUCAAUAGAUUGGGCCACACUGGCCAAGCUUGGUCACACAUGGGGAGGAAAUAAAUGUAUUUUUCUAAAACUUGUUGUGUUACAAGAACUUUCAACAGAGAUAUUGAUAAACUAAUCCUGCUGGGUCCUAUCUGAUUUUGUCUCCACUACCCAGACUAGAAUGAACAUGUUAUUUACAUAUGGUUUUGUAUCUUUACUAGUUAAUGACUUUCUGUAAUUGGACAAAAACAAGUAAUUUGAUGUGACCAUAUAACACAUUUUCUACAAUAUGUGAUGACAGUUUCAAUUCUGAGAGGGUGAGGAAAAUGUCUAAACUUGCUGGUUUUGUUGUCAAAUGUCUGAAAUUAUGAAUGUUUGAAAAAGUAUAUUAAUAGAUCCAAGAUAUGUUUACUUGAUUACAUUUUAGAAAGUUUUAAUUUGGAAACGUGCAGAUGUAGUCCUAUUGUAAUCAUUAUAUUUUCUCCUUUCUCAUUGUAAACAAAAGUUUUAAAGUUGAAUUUGUUUCAAAUUGAAUUAACCAUGUAACAAAGUGUCUUCGACAUCUUCAGUAUAACAUAUGCUUUUUAUUUUCUUAAAUAGAUGCAAUAAAUGUAUGAAAUGCAUAACUUUGAAAACAAACUUGAAUUAUCUCCCUUGGACUGUAAGCCGAUAUUCUCAGGUUACUGCCCUCCCUAAUACAUACACAGACCUAUGUGACCAAGCACAUGUUUUACAUGUAGUCGUGAGGACGUGAAUAAAAUCAUUGAACUAUUA